GUUGACGAACGCAACAGCUCCGUCAUCUUGACUGCUGAUCUACAAGUCGGGGCAGGUCGGACAAAGAAUCGCAUAUUUUAACCCCAGGCCGAAGUUACAGUGCUCUGGACAGCGUGUGCAGUGCUUGAUGGAUACUUACUAUCCCGAAACAAGACUGUUUGGUGGCGAUUAUGCUUUUGACUUUUGUAGUCUGUUUCCUGCUCAACAACUUUUGACAAAUCUAGCGUCUAAAGCAAUAUUACAAUCAGGAUAAGGACAGCGCGCACUUUUCCAUCCCAGUGAAAAACAGCAUAGAGAAAGGAUGUUUAGUCUAACUGAAGUUGCCUCCCUUAAUGACGUCCAGCCGAAGUACCGUAUUCUGAAACCAUGGUGGGAUGUGUUCAUGGAUUAUAUUGGAGUAAUAAUGUUGAUGUUAGCCAUUUUUUCUGGGACUAUGCAGUUAUCCAAAGACCAAGUGGCAUGUCUUCCCAUUCUUGAGAAAUGCAUAAAUCCUGAGGCAGCACAAAAUCGACUAGUAUGUCCCACAUCAGUUCUGGGCUCUGCACCCUCAACAACCACAGACCUUCCUGACAGUGUUGCAAAUGAACUCCUUACAACUCAACCUACUCACUUAAAAAGGGAAGAUAGGUGGUCUAAACCCAGAGGACGACAAACAAAUCUGGACUUUCAGCAGUAUGUUUUUGUCAACCAAAAGUGCUACCAUGAUGCCCUACCGUGGUACAACAAAUACUUCCCAUACCUUGCCCUCAUACACACCAUAAUGCUAAUGGUAAGCAGCAAUUUUUGGUUCAAGUACCCAAAGACCAGCUCAAAGAUUGAACACUUUGUUUCCAUUUUGGGGCGGUGCUUUGAAUCACCAUGGACAACGAAAGCUUUGUCUGAAACUGCUUGUGAAGAUUCUGAGGAAAAGCAGAGAUUCACAGGUGGUGUGGUUUUCCAGAAACACGUAUCCUCGGAUGACAACAGUCAGUCUACACCUUUAAUGGACACUCCAAAGGUGCAGUUUCCAACUGAAAAGCUUAUUGCAGAAGCUCCUAGCCUGACCACCUUAGACAAAAAAGAUGGAGAACAAGCCAAGGCUCUUUUUGAGAAAGUGCGAAAAUUUCGAGUCCAUGUAGAAGACAGUGACUUCAUCUAUAAACUCUACGUGGCUCAGACAGCGAUAAAAGCACUAAAGAUCGUUUUGAUCUUGAGCUAUACAUCAGCAUUUGCCUCAGAGAUCAGUUUCAGCCAUAUAUGCCGUCCUGAAAUUGAAAGUUUGAUCGGGUAUGAUCAGUUCUUUUGCACGCACAACAUGGCAUUCAUGUUGAGGAAACUUCUUUUCACUUUUAUGGCUAUGAUAUGUCUCUAUGGACUGGUGUGUUUGUAUACACUCUACUGGCUCUUCAGGAGACCUCUUAAGGAGUACUCUUUUGAAAAAGUCAGAGAGGAAAGUAGCUUUAGUGAUAUUCCUGAUGUCAAAAACGACUUUGCGUUUCUUCUACACAUGGUCGACCAAUAUGACCAGUUGUACUCCAAACGAUUUGGUGUAUUUCUCUCUGAGGUGAGUGAGAACAAAUUACGAGAAAUAAGCCUUAACCAUGAAUGGACGUUUGAAAAACUACGUCAGCAUGUGACUUCCAAUGCUCAGGAUGAACAAGAACUUCACCUCUUUAUGCUGUCGGGACUCCCUAAUGCUGUAUUUGACCUCACCGAUCUAGAAGUCCUCAAGUUAGAGCUUAUUCCUGAGGUCAGGAUUUCAGCUAAGGUUUCUCAAAUGACCAGCCUACGAGAACUACAUCUAUAUCACUGCCCAGCUAAAGUUGAACAAACUGCUUUCACUUUUUUCCGCGACCAUCUGCGAUGCCUUCACAUUAAGUUUACUGAUGUAGCAGAAAUCCCACCGUGGAUUUAUCUGUUGAGGAGCCUAAAGGAACUGAACCUGAUUGGAAACUUGAACUCUGAACACAACAAGAUGAUUGGUUUGGAGUCACUUAGAGAUCUGAGACACUUGAGGACAUUGUACCUCAAAAGCAAUCUCAACAAAAUACCAACUAAUCUAACAGAACUUUCACCACAUCUCACUAAACUGGUGAUACACAAUGAUGCAACUAAAUUACUGGUACUGAACAGUCUCAAGAAGAUGACGAGCCUGGUUGAUUUGGAGCUCCAGAACUGUGAUUUGGAGAGGAUACCCCAUGCAAUCUUUAGCUUGGCUAACUUGCAAGAACUGGAUUUGAAGAAUAAUAAUAUCCGGACCAUUGAGGAGAUCAUAAGCUUUCAGCACCUGAGAAGAUUGAUGUGCCUCAAGUUAUGGUACAACAAGAUCACUGCUAUUCCAACAUCGAUAGGCUUAGUGAAAAGUCUGGAGUCCCUCGUUAUCUGUCAAAAUAAACUAGAGACCCUUCCUCCAGCUUUGUUUCAUCUGCCCAAACUGAGGCACAUUGACCUCAGCCACAACUGCAUCUCAAGUAUACCAGUGGAGGUUGGAUACCUCCACAACCUUCAACAUUUCGCGAUCACUGGGAACAAGGUAGAGGUUCUGCCUAAUCAACUGUUUAAAUGUUCAAAACUAAAGGUUUUAUGUGUGGGUCAGAACAGCAUCACAUCCAUCCCAGAGGCGAUUGGGCAGUUAGUUCAGCUGUCCCAUCUAGAGCUCAAAGGGAACUGCUUAGAUUGCCUUCCAUUCCAGCUUGGCCAGUGUCGCCGCCUUCGGAAAAACCUCCUUUUCGUGGAGGAACAUCUUUUCAACACACUGCCUCUGGAGGUCAAGGAAAGUAUCAGUACUAGUGAUUAAUGGACUGAUGGACAUUUAAAUUCUGCAAGAAAUCUUUAAAAAUUUCUAUGGGCCUGUCAUCAAAAAUAUGGUCUAAAAAUGGGCCUCAAAGACAGGAUGCAAAUACACAUGUUGCAAAGAACAGGGUUGUGUUUGCUUCUGCUUGCCAUUUGUUUCCGUUAUGUCCUGUUAUACUUAUACAUUGUGUUAUUGACAUAUAUAUAUUUUUUCUUGUCAUAUUGAAUAUGCAGGCUAAUGCAUAUUGUAAAGAGACAGUGCACCCAAAAAUUGCCAUUCUGUCAUUAUUUACUUGUCAUCCCAAACUUGUAUGACUUGUAUGACUACUAUGGAACAAAAACAGAUAUUUUGAACUGUUUUUGUCCAUUAAUGGGGUCCCAAACAACAUCCAACCCUACUGACUUAAAUUGUAUGGACAAAAACAUAAACAGAAUGACCAUUUCUGGGAGAACUUUCCCUUUAAGUAUUGAAAGGUCAAGUAUGGAAAACUUCAGUAUUCAGUGAGGUCUUUUAACUCUUUAGAUAUGGAAACAAUCCCAACUUAGAAAUCAUUUAAGUUUUUUUUUUUUUUUUUUUUACAACAUUAAACAUGUAAAUGUAUCUCUAGAUUUGUCCUUUAAGUUCAGGAGCUGCUCUUUUCAGCAUUUUAUACACUUCAAAAGACAAGAUCCGACAUGAUGAAAGAUUUGAUGAAACACCUUUUCCCUGUAGCAAUAACAGCAAUAUUGCAACAUG
This is a messenger RNA of Carassius auratus (goldfish), 3508 nucleotides long. It is a transcript of the gene lrrc8da, whose product is annotated as leucine rich repeat containing 8 VRAC subunit Da. The record is from RefSeq and is a predicted model, not a curated record. NCBI's taxonomy places the organism in Eukaryota, Metazoa, Chordata, Actinopteri, Cypriniformes, Cyprinidae. Gene Ontology annotation, molecular function: protein binding. The coding region runs from base 302 to 2776 and encodes 824 amino acids. The transcript is spliced from 2 exons. Gene Ontology annotation, cellular component: cytoplasm.